Molecule: messenger RNA, 730 nt
Organism: Scomber japonicus (chub mackerel)
Lineage: Eukaryota; Metazoa; Chordata; Actinopteri; Scombriformes; Scombridae
Gene: nkl.4
Product: NK-lysin tandem duplicate 4
Exons: 5
Coding region: 52-528 (158 amino acids)
Biological process (GO): lipid metabolic process; defense response to bacterium
Source: RefSeq, a predicted model, not a curated record
GUAUAAGAGCAUCUCUGUCAUACAUUCUGAGACCACUGCUCACUAUCAGCAAUGGAAACGUCCUCCGUCCUCCUUGUGUGCAUCCUGGUGGCAUGUUCAGUUUGGACAGUCCAUGGACGAUCCUUCACGGUCAACAUUGAUGAUGAGGAGCAGGUGGACCUGGGCGUGGAUGUGAAUGUUGAUGUGGAAGUCUCCGCACAGCUUCCAGGUGUAUGCUGGGCGUGCAAGUGGGCUCUAAACAAGGUCAAGAAGAUGGCCGGUAAUAACGCCACUGUGGAGAAAUAUAAAUCAAAGUUACAUUCCGUCUGCGAUCAAAUUGGCCUCUUAAAACGUUUGUGCAAGAAAUUUGUGACGAAACACCUCGGAGAAUUAGUUGAGGAGCUCACCACCACGGAUGAUGUGACGACCAUCUGUGUCAACACCAAAGCCUGCAAGCCAAAGGAGUUGCUGGACCUGACCAUUCAACAGGAUGAUGAAGAUCAAAAACUUGAAAUUGAUGUGUAUCUUCCACAUCCUAUGCAUGGAUGAUGGUUUGAGAGUUAUGAUUACAAUAUCUCUGGCUAAAAAGCAAAUCAUGAAGGAUUUCUAAAGAUCUUUCAGUUUUCUCCUUUUCACUGCAUUAACUUUCUAUUGCAUUAUUUUCUUUUACCUUUUAUCACUUUGCAAUGCCUGUAAUGUUGAUUCCCAUUUCUAUAUCAGUUCAUAUUUUAUAUCAAUAAAUGUUUGCAUU